AUGCGAACAUUUCUUGUGUUUACAUUCGUUACGAUCAAUUGUUUACUUGAAAUUGUACAAGCUAAUCGAACAAUUAUAGUUCCUACUGAGUAUGGGGACGUACUUGGUUAUGAAACAGAUAUGGCUCGUAUUUUUUACGGAAUUCCAUUUGCACAGCCACCUAUCGGUGACUUGAGAUGGAAUCUACCAGUACCAAUUUCAAAAUGGACUCCAAAAGUGUUAAAUGCUACAACACGGGCUCCAGCUUGUCCUCAACCACCAUGUGGCGGUAUUCCUUCAAUUCUUUGUCCUACAAUAUUUUCUGAAGAUUGUCUUUACUUGAACAUAUUUACACCCCUGCCGAGUAAUUCAUCAUCAGCAUCUCGUUUACCCGUUAUGAUUUUUAUUCCUGGUGGUAAUUUUCAAUAUCUUGAUGCUUCGGUACCAGUCUAUGAAUCUGAACGAAUUGUUAAUACUACGAAUGUUAUUAUCGCUCUUAUACAAUUUCGUCUUGGUGUACUUGGUUUCCUUGCAACGGGAACUAAACCAGACGAUAUAAAAGGUAAUUAUGGUAUUCUUGAUCAACGAUUGGCUAUUGCCUGGAUUAAAGCAAAUAUUGAAUCUUUCGGUGGCGAUCCUAAUCAGAUAACACUAUUUGGUCAAAGUGCUGGAGCACAAUCAGUGGCCUUGCAUCAUAUAACAAGUGAGAUGCAAUCGUUCUUUCAGGCGAGUAUUAUUCAAAGUGCUCCGAUGGCGAUUCCAUUUCGAACUUAUGAGCAAUAUAUUACACCUGCUACUCUUCUCGCUGAAGAACUUCAUUGUGCUGUUGGAGAUAUAAACUGUUUGCGUAAAGCAUCUUAUCAAGACGUAGCUGCUGCUCAAACAAAACCAUGGGUACCUGUAAUUGACAAUAAUAUUGUAAAAGGUCAGCUUAUCGAAGUGGUAAAGAAUACAUCUUUUCCACUUAAACCACUUGUAAUUGGUACAUUAACUGAAGAAGCAAUCUUUUACGUCUAUGAAGCGUGGACUAAACCAGUCACAUUAUCGUUUUAUAUUGAAGUUAUAAUGUUCACGUUUCGUGAACAUGCAUUUAAAGUAUUGGAACGUUAUCCACCUGGUGAAGUUGAUGAUCUGCGGCCACUCAUGUCUAAAAUAGCAACACAAUGGGUGUUUGCAUGUUCAACACGUAUUUAUGCUCGUAAAGCUGCUUCAUAUUCGUAUGUUUUUGGUUUUCCACUUGAUUUUGAUGGAUGGGAAAAUGAAACGUUUUGCAAUAAUCAUGUCUGUCAUGCUGGUGAACUACCUUAUACAUUUGAAUCAGCAUGGGUUAAUUUUACAGAUGCUGGCAAACGUGUUGCAACGAGUAUGGCUACUUAUUGGACUAAUUUUGCCAAGACUCAUGAUACAAAUCAACCAGUAUCGCAGUCAAUAGUAUGGUCAAAAAUGAAUAUUGAUGAACCUUAUUUGUACUUUCAAGAUCCAUUAGAUGUUCGAAAUACUUAUUUGAAAGAUGACUGUGACUUUUGGGACCAAAUUGGUUACAAAAAGAUUUCUUCAAUCUAUGUCUAA
This is a messenger RNA of Rotaria sordida, 1548 nucleotides long. NCBI's taxonomy places the organism in Eukaryota, Metazoa, Rotifera, Eurotatoria, Philodinida, Philodinidae. The record is from the annotation of a GenBank genome assembly.